This is a messenger RNA of Choloepus didactylus (southern two-toed sloth), 4437 nucleotides long. It is a transcript of the gene MFN1, whose product is annotated as mitofusin 1. The record is from RefSeq and is a predicted model, not a curated record. The transcript is spliced from 18 exons. Lineage: Eukaryota; Metazoa; Chordata; Mammalia; Pilosa; Megalonychidae. Gene Ontology annotation, cellular component: mitochondrial outer membrane. Gene Ontology annotation, molecular function: GTP binding; GTPase activity. Bases 136 to 2364 code for a protein of 742 amino acids. Gene Ontology annotation, biological process: mitochondrial fusion; mitochondrion localization.
GAAGAGACCGGAAGUAGGCGCCCCUUUUCCACUCUUCUCCGCGUUCCAGGCUUUCUAGGGACGAUGAGGCGCUCUCAGGGUAGUGGCUGAUCUGUGGUUGCUGGGUGAGAAGUCAGAUCCGGGACAGCUAGCAUAAUGGCAGAAACUGCUUCUCCACUGAAGCACUUUGUGCUGGCCAAGAAGGCAAUUACUGCAAUCUUUGAUCAAUUACUGGAGUUUGUUACUGAAGGAUCACAUUUUGUUGAAGCGACAUAUAGGAAUCCAGAACUUGAUCGAAUAGCCACCGAGGAUGAUCUGCUAGAAAUACAAGGGUAUAAGAACAAACUUUCCAUCAUUGGUGAGGUGUUGUCUCGGAGACACAUGAAAGUAGCAUUUUUUGGCAGGACAAGUAGUGGGAAAAGCUCUGUUAUCAAUGCAAUGUUGUGGGAUAAAGUUCUCCCCAGUGGGAUUGGCCAUACAACCAACUGCUUCCUCAGUGUUGAAGGAACGGAUGGAGAUAAAGCCUACCUUAUGACAGAAGGAUCAGAUGAAAAAAGGAGUGUGAAGACAGUUAAUCAGCUGGCCCAUGCCCUUCACAUGGAUAAUGACUUGAAAGCUGGCUGUCUUGUACAUGUGUUUUGGCCAAAGGCAAAAUGCGCACUCUUGAGAGAUGACCUGGUUUUAGUAGACAGCCCAGGCACAGAUGUCACUACAGAGCUGGAUAGCUGGAUUGAUAAGUUUUGUUUAGAUGCCGAUGUCUUCGUUUUGGUUGCAAACUCUGAAUCAACACUAAUGAACACGGAAAAACAGUUUUUUCACAAGGUAAAUGAGCGACUUUCCAAGCCUAAUAUUUUCAUUCUGAAUAAUCGUUGGGAUGCUUCUGCAUCAGAGCCAGAAUAUAUGGAAGAUGUACGUAGGCAGCAUAUGGAAAGAUGUUUAAAUUUCUUGGUGGAGGAGCUCAAAGUUGUUAACCCUCUAGAAGCUCAGAAUCGUAUCUUCUUUGUUUCAGCAAAGGAAGUUCUUAGCGCUAGAAAGCACAAAGCACAGGGGAUGCCAGAAGGAGGUGGGGCACUUGCUGAAGGAUUUCAGGCAAGAUUACAGGAGUUUCAGCAUUUUGAACAAAUAUUUGAGGAGUGUAUCUCGCAAUCAGCAGUGAAAACAAAGUUUGAACAGCACACUAUCAGAGCUAAACAGAUUCUAGAUACUGUGAAAAACAUAAUGGAUUCAGUAAACGUGGCAGCAGCAGAGAAAAGGGUUUAUUCAAUGGAGGAGAGGGAAGACCAGAUUGAUAGACUGGAUUUUAUUCGAAAUCAAAUGAAUCUUUUAACACUGGAUGUUAAGAAAAAAAUCAAGGAGGUUACAGAGGAGGUGGCAAACAAGGUUUCAUGUGCGAUGACAGAUGAAAUUUGUCGACUCUCGAUUUUGGUUGAUGAAUUUUGUUCUGAGUUUCAUCCUACUCCAAGUGUAUUGAAAGUGUAUAAGAAUGAGCUAAAUAAGCACAUAGAAGAUGGUAUGGGAAGAAAUUUGGCUGAUCGGUGCACAAGUGAAGUCAAUGCGUCAAUGCUUCAGUCCCAGCAAGAAAUUAUUGAAAAUUUGAAGCCGUUACUUCCAGCUGGUAUACAGAAUAAACUACACACACUGAUCCCUUGCAAGAAAUUUGAUCUCAGUUAUGACCUAAAUUGCCAUAAGUUAUGCUCUGAUUUUCAAGAGGAUAUUGUAUUUCGUUUUUCCCUGGGCUGGUCUUCCCUUGUCCAUCGUUUUUUGGGCCCUAAUAAUGCUCAGAGGGUGCUCUUAGGAUUCUCAGAACCUAUCUUUCAGCUCCCUAGAUCUUUAGCUUCUACUCCCACUGCUUGUACCAAUCCAGCAGUGCCAGACAAUGCAUCACAGGAAGAACUCAUGGUUACCUUAAUAACAGGAUUAGCUUCUCUUACAUCUAGAACUUCUAUGGGCAUCAUCGUUGUUGGAGGAGUGAUUUGGAAAACUGUAGGCUGGAAGCUCAUAUCUGUUUCUUUAAGUAUGUAUGGGGCUUUGUAUCUUUAUGAAAGACUAUCCUGGACCACCUGUGCUAAGGAGAGAGCCUUUAAACAGCAGUUUGUGAACUAUGCAACUGAAAAACUGCAGAUGAUUGUUAGCUUCACAAGUGCAAACUGCAGCCAUCAAGUACAACAGGAGAUGGCUACCACUUUUGCUCGCCUGUGCCAACAAGUUGACGUUACUCAAAGACAUCUGGAAGAAGAAAUUGCUAGAUUAUCCAAAGAAAUAGAACAGUUGGAGAAAAUACAAAACCAUUCAAAGCUCUUAAGAAAUAAAGCUGUUCAACUUGAAAAUGAGCUGGAGAAUUUUACUAAGCAGUUUCUACAUUCAAGCAAUGAGGAAGAAUCUUAACAGUGGAGAUUGCUUUGGUGAACAGCAUAGGAGGAAACAAACUUGGAAGAUUGGGCCAGUUGUAAUUUUAUGAAAUGACUUCAAAUAUGAAUUUCUACUAACUGUACCUAAAUAGCAAAUUCCUGUGGAGUUCUCAUAAUGAUCUAUCUCAGGGUGUUUGCAUUUCUGAAGAGCAUUAUGAUGUGUUAAUGUUGUUAGUUUUAAUUUUGGGCAAAGAAAAGGUCAGAUUGUUUGAUGUGUUAAUGAAUUAGUUAAAAGCAACAGAACCAACUAUGUGACCCCUGAGGGGUGGGGCCCUGAGCUCUUAAUCAGGGCUUUCUUUGUUUUUGAUUCUGAAAAACUCUGCUUCCUGGCAUCCAGGAGUUAGAGAAUGCUCCUUUCAUCAUCUUUGUCAAAACUAAUUUUUGAUGCCUACUUAAAUGAGAAGAGUCACUUUUUUGUUUUAUUAAUUGCACUGCUCUAACCACCAAAAAGGGGUGUGGAAUGUUCUUGAGUGUAUUAUUUAUGCAAGUUACAAUCACUUUUGCUGUCAUCGUAGGUAUGUAAACCACUAAUAAAUGUGCUGUUUUUAUUCCCUCUUUUAUUCCCAUUAAAACUGGUGUAAAACAUUAUAAAGGUUUGUUAUAGUUACAAAAGCAUCUGGGUCUAAAUAGUUUCUUCAUUAUCUCUAAAGGGACAUUUUCAGCUUUGCUCCAACUAUGAUUCCAGGAAGGAAAGCUUUUGUAUUUCAGUUUUAGGAGUAAAGUUUUUAGGUGAUUAAAAGUAGCCAAAGGUAUGGGAGGUCUGAAUUUUGAAUGAGUAUAGUGAUGUACAAAAGCUGUUUUUCAGAGGUUUUUGCCUAAUAUAUUGUUGGAUUGUUCUCCAGGGGAGGCUUUUACUUUUAUUUAAUUGCAUGAAUUUUCCAGGGCUGGGUUAAAAAUUAUUAAUGUUAUCUCUUACCUUAAUGAAAUGUUUAUGGGUCCAGGCAUCAUGGCUGCUUCUGUAUUAAAAACUGAUCGAAACUUAUGGGAAUGUACAAAAAUGAAAUCAUUUUAGGACCUUGCUAAUGCAAAUGUCUGAGGACCAGAUUAGCAUCACUGGGAGCUAGCUAAAAAUGCACAAUCCCAGGGGAAACAGUACAUUUGUGUCCCAUUGAAGUUAUAGUUUAUGUGCUUUCUUUUCAUGGGAGAGAGAGAAUUUGACUUCUAAAAAAAUUUUUUUAAAUAUUCAAUAUUUUCUGUGCCUUUUAAGGCUUCUGGAUGCUAUUCAGUCUUUUCAAAAGAGGUGUAACUCUAGUUUUCAAGGUAUUUUAGGGAGAAAGUCACAUUAUUUAGACCAUAGGAGCCUUACAAAAAUAUUUGUAUUUUAUGCAAAUCAGAUUAAUGGUAUGCAGUAUUCAAAGCCAAAUGAAUAUUUAUAUUCACUUUUUAGCUUUUGUUGGUAGGUGUAGGUGACAACUACAACCUGAAAAACUGAUGUCUAAGGCUGGCUGGUAAUUUAGGUUACAAGUUCAAGAUCUUAACCAUGAUAAAGUACUUGAACAGCAUAGUGGUUUGGUAUUACCUCAUUAUUGUAAUACAGUAUCUAUGGAAGUUUGGUCCCUGGAUGGUUAGCAUUGCUUGGGAACUUGUAUGAAAUGCAAAUCCUCAGGUCCCACCCCAGAACUACUGAAUCAGAAUGCGUUGAGGUCCAGCAAUCUCUAGUUUUAACAAGCCAUUCAGGUGAUUCUGAUACAUGCUAAAGUUUGUGAAGCACUGGUAUAGUGGUCCUGAUGUAGUAAAUUUUUCAUCGCUAGUCUGAAUUAUGUAUGAUCAAAUUGAAAAUGUAUGAAUGUUGGAAAUGGAACACUAAAAUAAUGAAAUGCAACCUUUUUGUCUGAAGAUAAAUGCACUUAAGACCAAGCCCAUGAACUAUACAGAAACUGUGUAAUAGUACUUCAAAGUUAUUGCGCACAAUAUACUUGGUUGCUCACUAUGUAUGUUUGCAGGAUUAUUUCUGAACUACUUUGUAUAAACUUAAAAUUUCUAUAAAACUAAAAAUUUUUAUAAAUAUGCAAGUUCGCAAAGGGAAAAUAAAGCAAACUUGUUUGCCUGA